Cricetulus griseus (Chinese hamster) is the source of this 3704-nucleotide messenger RNA. NCBI's taxonomy places the organism in Eukaryota, Metazoa, Chordata, Mammalia, Rodentia, Cricetidae. The record is from RefSeq and is a predicted model, not a curated record.
AAGGCAUUGCUGUGCCUGGGUCCUAACGCCGAUAUCGCUCUCUUUCUCUCUCAGGCUGAGCCGGCCGGAAGUCACGUGCCGUGCCAGCCGCGCCAGUGAUUGGCUGGACUGGAUUAGCUGAGGCCGUGAUUGCUGAAGUGUCUGUCAGGUCUGAUGUCUUGGAGGAGCCCCUACCCUGCACUUCCCUCUGAAGAGAAAGAGGAGAAGGCCUGCUCUCUCUGGGAUCCAGUGACUACAUCACAUCAGGAACCCUGAAUGUCCACGGUACAUUUCAUCAACAUGGAGUUCUGAAGUCCAUGUGGCUCCUUGCAGUGCACCAGGUGUUAAGGAAAAUGCAGAGACGACACAGUAGCAACACGGACAACAUUCCACCUGAAAGAAGCCGCAGCCAGGCACUCAGCCCGGAGGCCAGCGUGGAUGAGGGUGGUGUAUUUGAGAGCCUGAAGGCAGAGACCACCUCCCCUCCUGCACUGUUCUCAGGCCUGGCAGGUGGCCUACCUGCCAACCCCUUCCCAGCAGGCCUGGUGCUGGGCUCCACAGCAGGUGGUGGGGACGUGUUCAUCCCGAUGCCAGCCACCAGGGAUGAGGCCGGUGGCCGAAGCACCGAAGGAAGCAGCUACCACCACCGCCAGUCCCACCACCACUUCCACCAUGCUGCCCACCGAGGGGGCUCCCUCCUGCAGCACGUGGGUGGGGACCACCGUGGGCACUCAGAGGAAGGGGUUGAUGAGCAGCCAGGGACUCCGGCACCAGCGCUGUCAGAGCUGAAGGCUGUGAUCUGCUGGCUGCAGAAGGGACUGCCCUUUAUCCUUAUUCUUCUGGCCAAGCUGUGUUUUCAGCACAAGCUAGGCAUUGCUGUGUGCAUUGGGAUGGCCAGCACUUUCGCCUAUGCAAACUCCACCCUCCGGGAACAGGUGUCAUUGAAGGAGAAGAGAUCAGUUCUGGUCAUCUUGUGGAUUCUGGCCUUCCUGGCAGGGAACACUCUGUAUGUCCUUUACACCUUCAGCUCCCAGCAACUCUACAGCAGCCUCAUAUUCCUGAAGCCCAACCUGGAGACACUGGAUUUCUUUGACCUGCUGUGGAUCGUGGGGAUUGCCGACUUUGUGCUGAAGUAUAUCACCAUUGCCCUCAAGUGCCUCAUCGUGGCCCUGCCUAAAAUCAUCCUGGCUGUCAAGUCCAAGGGAAAGUUUUAUCUGGUCAUCGAGGAGCUGAGCCAGCUGUUCAGAUCUCUCGUUCCCAUCCAGCUGUGGUACAAAUACAUCAUGGGGGACGACUCCUCCAACAGCUACUUCCUAGGAGGGGUCCUGAUCAUUCUCUACAGUCUAUGCAAGUCUUUUGACAUCUGUGGUCGAGUGGGUGGAGUCAGGAAAGCACUGAAGCUACUUUGCACCUCGCAGAAUUAUGGGGUCCGAGCCACGGGGCAGCAGUGCACAGAAGCGGGUGCCAUCUGCGCCAUCUGCCAGGCUGAGUUCCGAGACCCUAUGAUUCUCCUGUGCCAGUGUAGCCAGGUAUGGUGGUGUACAUCUUUAAUCCCAGCACUUGAGAGGUGGAGGCAGAAGAAUCUCCCUCUACAAGUUCAAGGCCAGCCUGGGCUCCAUUUGGAUUUCAAGACAGAGGAUGAUAAUAAAUGGCUGUGUUUUUAUGAAAUUUAAAUUGAGUCUGGAAUUGUCAGUAGUGUCAGCCCAGUUCUUUGAGCUUUGACAAAUCCUCAUCCCAGUCAUGCAAUAAUGCAUUGGAAACAUGGUGAGGACCAUGUUUCCAUCAUCAAACUUUUCAAUGACUUUAAACUUCUUCCAGAACAAAAGGGUUUGUUUGUUUUUUUAAAGAAAAAAAUUUUAUGCAAUAUAUACCAGGAUAGAGCCAGCAAAGUGGCAAGGUGUCUGAGCAGGUGAAGGUGCUUGCUAUACAGCCUGAUGGCCUGAGUUCAGUCCCUGGAACCCCAUAAUUCUCCUCUGACUUCCACACAUGCACUGUGGGGUAAGCGUACACACCAAACAAAUAAGUAAUGAAUGCAGACAUUAGCGAGAGGCUGUUUGCCCUCAUCUUCAGGUCUCGUCCCGUCCUGGCCCUCACAAGCAACUCUGUGACCAGCUUCCUUUAUUUCUUGCCACAGAUAUUUUGUAGACUUUACAGUCAUGGCAAACAUAUCAUGCACAUGUGUUAUCUGGAUACAUGUAUACAAACAUACACAUCCAUACACAUCUUUUAAAACAAACUGAGCUUGCCACAUAGUCUUCCUGAGCUGUGUGUUGCUCUGCACCUUUGUAGCCUGUGACUAGCGCUUAGAAAUCAGUCCUUAUUCAUACUUAAGAGCUGCAGACCUGACAUUCUGGGAAUAGACCGCCAUUUGUUUAGUGAUUUCCUCACUGAGGCACACAGUCUUCUAGCAUCUUUUGUUGCUGCAAAGAUGGCUGUCUCAAAGGUUACUGAAAUAGAUUGAUUAUGCCUGCCUGAGUCUAUGGUGUUGAUUAAAUGAAAUCACUCAGGUAGAGCCUCCCAAGCCUCACGUGGCCUGUGACUGGGGUUCAGCACAAGGUAGCUGUUCCCAGCAGGUGUUCUGUCUUGGAUGUGGACAUGCCCUUAGUAAUGUGAAUUCCUAGUGGUAGAAUUACCGGGUCAGAGGGUCCUCCAUUUUGGUGGAUCUUGCUAAAUUGCCUUCUUUGGAGAGACUACGUGCCUAUUCUUCAUACGGAGUGUGGCCAGCUCCUUACUCCUACCCUCGCUUGCACACACAGGCAGUGUUACCAAACCCCUUGCUUUGCCAGACUGACAGGUGACAGUGCUGUCUCAGCUCUGCUUUCAUUUGCAUUUCCCUAAUUAUGAGCGUGGCUGGGCAUCUCUGCUCGUGCUUUGGAGCCAUCUGUAUUUCCUGCUCUGUGACAGGGAUUAUCUGAACAUGAUGGCAAGUCAUUCUCCUGGCAGUCUCUCUGUGCCUCAAUCUGUCUGUCUCUUCCAUUCUCCCGGGUAGCACACCUUCCCAAAGGUGGGAUGAGGAAUUCUUGGCAGAGGGUGAACAAGACACCAUUGUCUUAGAUCUGGGAGUGACAGCCACAUACAGUGGCUAACUGAACUCGCAACUCCACCUUGCUCUGCUGCAGUGUGGUGGGUCUGCAAGGGCAGAGAAGACCCAUACAGAUAAAAAGGACUUAUUGUCAUUGAAUGAAUGAAUGAAUGAAUGAAUGAAUGAAUGAAUGAGCUCAGGUGUCACUUAAGAAAUAUUCCCCAUAACUAGAACUAAUAAAUUUAAAAAAAUAAAAAAAUAAAAGAUUCCCCAUUCAUGCUUCCCCAGACUUGCCAUGUUCCUGGCUACUAUGGUCUUACACACCAUGGUCUUACACAGUGUGUUCUUAUACAUUAUGGUCUUAUAUACCUUAUACCCUGUGGGUUUUCACCACAGAUCCCUUUUUAGUUGUUACCAUGAUAAUUUAUGGAGUUAAUGAUUGUGCAAGAUCUGUCUCCCCUUGGCCAAACUGCAAGCACCUUGAGAGUGGAGGCUAUGACUGUUUUGUUUAGCAUCAGAGACAUAGUUCUGGCACAGUGAGUAUUGGGUGGGUGGAUAGAUGGGAUGAAUGGAUAUGGAUGAAUGGAUGAAUAUGGGUGGGUAGAUAGCUAGGUGAAUGGAUGACUAUGGAUGGCUGGACAUGGAUGAUGGAUUGAUAUUAACACAUGGGGAUAGAUGGAUAGGUAGGUGGUUGGAUAGGUGA